Juglans regia (Persian walnut) is the source of this 2306-nucleotide messenger RNA. Its product is annotated as calcium-dependent protein kinase 26. Lineage: Eukaryota; Viridiplantae; Streptophyta; Magnoliopsida; Fagales; Juglandaceae. Gene Ontology annotation, cellular component: nucleus; cytoplasm. Gene Ontology annotation, biological process: peptidyl-serine phosphorylation; protein autophosphorylation; intracellular signal transduction. Gene Ontology annotation, molecular function: calcium-dependent protein serine/threonine kinase activity; ATP binding; calcium ion binding. Bases 262 to 1959 code for a protein of 565 amino acids. The transcript has 9 exons. The record is from RefSeq and is a predicted model, not a curated record.
CUAAAAUAACAACAAAAAACGAAAUAAAUAAAAAUAAAGAAGAGGAGAAGGAAGAAGGAACGAAAGAAGAAAGAAGAAAGAGGAGCUGUUAAAAAUGGAAGUGUCUUCAAAUCACCAUCAAACAUCUCCAACUAUAAGCUACGUUUGCCUUUGUUUUCUCUUUUCCAUCAUUUUCCACCAACUGUUAAUUAAGAAUUGAUGAGGGAUCAGUGGAUGACGAAAAGGCAGUGAAGUUAGUGUGGGCGGAAUUGUGGUUGUUUCAUGGGCAAUACAUGCCGUGGAUCUUUCAAAGGGAAAUAUUUUCAGGGCUACAGCCAGCCCGACGAACGUUCAGGUACCACUUCCAAGCGCGACACCCCUUCUGAGCGCUCCGUUUCCGACCACUCUCCUCCUAGCUUGAAUUCCCAACAGCUUCUUGCCCAAGAGUUCUCCAAAGAAAAUCCCAUAAAUCACAACCUUUUACCCGAUUUUAGUCCCACCAAAAAGGAAGCCAUCAUGAAGCGUUGCACCGAUAACCAAUCUUAUUAUGUUUUGGGUCAUAAGACCGACAACAUUCGUGAUCUUUACACGUUGGGUCGUAAACUAGGACAGGGACAGUUCGGGACAACUUAUUUAUGCACCGAGAAUGCCACCGGAAACGAGUAUGCGUGUAAGUCAAUCUCAAAGAGGAAGUUGAUUUCUAAGGAGGAUGUGGACGAUGUUAGGAGAGAGAUUCAGAUAAUGCAUCAUUUGGCGGGUCACAAGAAUAUAGUGACCAUCAAGGGUGCUUAUGAAGAUCCCUUGUAUGUGCAUAUUGUGAUGGAGCUUUGUGGCGGCGGCGAGCUGUUUGACCGGAUCAUCCAGAGGGGACAUUACACUGAGAGGAAGGCUGCUGAAUUGACAAAGAUCAUUGUUGGUGUUGUUGAAGCUUGUCACUCGCUUGGUGUUAUGCAUAGAGAUCUAAAGCCUGAGAACUUUUUGUUGGUUAACAAGGAUGAUGAUUUCUCUCUCAAAGCCAUUGAUUUUGGGCUCUCUGUUUUCUUCAAGCCAGGGCAAGUUUUCACUGAUGUGGUUGGAAGCCCAUAUUAUGUCGCACCCGAGGUACUUCUCAAGCAUUAUGGGCCAGAAGCAGAUGUAUGGACAGCAGGGGUCAUACUGUAUAUAUUGCUAAGUGGUGUGCCACCAUUUUGGGCAGAAACGCAGCAAGGAAUAUUUGAUGCGGUGUUGAAGGGACAUAUUGACUUUGAAUCAGACCCAUGGCCCCUAAUAUCUGACAGUGCAAAAGACCUAAUCCGGAAAAUGCUGUGUUCUCAACCUUCAGAACGUUUAACUGCUCAUGAAGUUUUAUGCCAUCCAUGGAUAUGUGAAAAUGGAGUUGCUCCUGAUAGAGCGCUGGAUCCAGCUGUGCUGUCUCGUCUCAAGCAGUUCUCUGCAAUGAACAAGUUAAAGAAGAUGGCUUUACGGGUUAUAGCUGAAAGCCUUUCUGAGGAGGAGAUUGCUGGUUUGAGAGAAAUGUUUCAGGCAAUGGAUACCGAUAACAGUGGUUCGAUAACAUUUGAUGAACUGAAAGCUGGUUUGCGAAGAUAUGGCUCUACCUUGAAAGAUAUAGAAAUACGUGAUCUUAUGGAUGCAGCUGAUGUGGACAACAGUGGGACUAUUGACUAUGGGGAAUUUAUAGCGGCAACAGUUCAUCUUAACAAACUAGAACGUGAGGAACAUCUUAUUGCUGCAUUUCAGUACUUUGACAAGGAUGGAAGCGGUUACAUUACAGUUGAUGAGCUCCAGCAUGCUUGCGCAGAACAUAACAUGACUGAUGUAUUUCUUGAAGAUAUAAUCAGGGAGGUCGAUCAAGAUAAUGAUGGAAGAAUCGAUUAUGGUGAAUUUGUUGCUAUGAUGCAAAAGGGAAAUGCUGGAAUUGGAAGACGAACUAUGAAAAACAGUCUGAAUUUGAGCAUGAGAGAUGGACCUGGUGCUCUAUAGCUCCCAGCAAGUUUAUCAUAUCAGGUUGUACAGCAAGACAGAAGAAAAUUAGUGAUGAAGCUUUUGAGAAACAAUUUUGAUUCCUCCCCGCUCCCGAAACCGCAUCAUCGUCUCACAGAAGAUUUUGGUCUUGGAGGUUGUAUGCUGGGAAAUUCUAUUUGAUUGAUGCUGUAUGACUGAAAGAAUUAUGUAUAAGCGCUGUAGACUUAAAAAAAGAGUGUGGAUUGUUUCAUCUUUUCAAAUUGCCGAAUUAUUUGGUGCUCUUUUCACUUGGGGGUUUCUGUUUAUAUUUGAAAGAAAAGGGAUAUGAUUUACGGAUAAUGUCUCUUUACUUCAGGCUUUGCUUU